Columba livia (rock pigeon) is the source of this 596-nucleotide messenger RNA. RefSeq names its product cytochrome c oxidase assembly factor 3 homolog, mitochondrial. The transcript is spliced from 2 exons. The record is from RefSeq and is a predicted model, not a curated record. NCBI's taxonomy places the organism in Eukaryota, Metazoa, Chordata, Aves, Columbiformes, Columbidae. Gene Ontology annotation, biological process: mitochondrial respiratory chain complex IV assembly. Gene Ontology annotation, cellular component: mitochondrial inner membrane. Bases 49 to 363 code for a protein of 104 amino acids.
GCCGGAUGUGACGUCACCGCGCGGCGCGGAAGCGGCGGGGCAGGGAGCAUGGCGGCGCCGCGGGAGCCGGGCGGGGAGGCGGCGUUCGCGCAGCGCAUCGACCCCGCGCGGGAGCCGGGGCUGAGCCCCGAGCAGCGGCUCCUCAUGGCGCAGGUGGAGCGCGCCCAGCGCCAGCGGGCCCUGCAGCGCCGGCUCCGCGGCCGCAACGUGCUGCUGGCGCUCGGCAUCGGCGCGGUGGCCUUGGGCAUCUACGGCUACACCUUCUACUCGGUGUCGCAGGAGCGGUUCCUGGACGAGCUGGAGCAGGAGGCGGAGGCGGCGCGGGCGCGGGCCCGGGCGCGGGCGGAGGGAGCGGCGAGUUGAGCCCGGAGGGACCGGACCCGGGAGCGAGUUACGGGGCUGGGGCACAGGGGAGCGGCCCGGGCACGGGGCAGCCGCCCCCGCGGGAGUCGGGGCCUGCGCAGGGCUCGGUGCGGCCGCGGGAGGGGUGGGGCCCCCCCGGAGGAGCCGCUUUUCUGCAGGAGAGCAGCAAGGACUCGCUCCUGGGUGCCCGGGCGCCCAUCACUUCCCACAAUAAACACCCUGUGUGGAGCCGA